UUUCAAAAAUUUCCAGGAAAAAUGCUGUUAAAUAUCGUUAACAAUUAACAUCAUCAUCUUCAAACAAACUCAAAAUUCCACCCAUUUUUUCCCUCCUUUAUAUCUGUCUUAUUUUCUCUCUCCUCCGAAAUCUUCGCCAUUUUUUCUUCAAAUUCCUUUCUCUCUCCUAGGGUUUUCAUUUUUCAAUUCACAGAGAGAGAGGGAGAACAGAGGGAGAAAGGAGAGAGGUUUUCCGCGCUUCGAUGAAGGUGUAAAAUUGCUAUUAUUAUUGAAUUCAUGUCCAUUAAUUGAGGUUUCAAUUUGAGUGUUGAUUGAAGAAGAUUAGAGAUUGAAAUGGGUUUGAAAAUAGGUGAUGUUGAAGAAAAAGCUUGCGUGUUCGAGGAAUCGUUUGAGAUUGAUUUUGAUUAUGAGUUCAAUGUUGCCAAAUUCUUUGAUUUUACACAGCUUGAGACGCCUGAGGAGAUUGCGGAAUCCGAGCUGUGGUUUGAUUUAGCUCAAGGCUAUCCUCCUUCUCCUUUGAUUGUCAAGUUGGAUAUGGAAGCGGAUGAUUUUACAGACAGUGUAAGUUCUUCCCCAAGGUGUGGAACUCUGAGCGUAUCUUCCAUCAACGAUGACAGUGGAGGAUCUGAAGUUUCCUUAAUUGAUAAAGGGGAAAAAGGAUCACAGAUGCUGAAGUUGAAGUCCACAUCCCAGCCAAAUUAUCAAGUGAGCUCAAGAUUAUUACAACCUACAGCAAGCCUUUUGGCCAAGAAAAAUCAAUACAUAGAUGUUUAUUCGACAAGAAAUUCCAGAAGGCUUCAGAAGCUUGGAAACCCAAUCACGUCUCCUGGAGAAACUGAAGCUACCAAAAGGCAAAAGUUGGAGAUUGGUUACCUGCGCAAGGUUGCUCAUCUUAAACAUCAAACAAGUUUUUCGCACAAGUCAUCCAAAAAGGCUGAAACCACUGUUGUGAACUCAACUAAUACAAAGCCAAAAGUCACUGUUCCAAAAGAACCAGACUUGGCAACGACACAUAGAGCACUGAGACAAAGGUCCAAGAAUACACCCCAACUGGACAAUGAUGUAAAAUAUAACAGUUCCACCCUUAGAGAGAGACCCUCAGAUAAAAAGAUUCAGGAGAGUCAAUCUUUUAAGAAUAAAAGCACACCACCCUUGCCACAGUUUCAGGAAAGUAAUGUACGUGGUGGAAAGGUUAAUAAUGGUAGUGCAAUGCUCGACUAUAAAAGGACAAACUCCAGUAAAACUUUGGUGAGACAGAAAUCUGAUGUACUCGAUAACUUUAGAGCUCAUCCAUUAAACAAAAAGAUCUUAUCAAGUAAAGGUGAUAUUGGUGUUUUUCAAAAUUUUAAGAGGGAAAACACAGUCCCUAAGGAAUUCAAGCUUUCCAGCAGUAAGAAAUUUUCCCAGAAUCCACCAACUGAAUUAUUCAGUAAGCUAUCUCUGAUUCCUGGAAAUCAUUCUUCAUCACUGCUUGAAGAACACACUCUCCAAGUAAAGGUAUGUGCCUUGUUAGCAUGGGAAAUUUAUUUCUCAAUUAUAUUCUACUACCUGUUAAACACCAUUACUUGCAUACUUAGAUUCAUUGAGAAUACCUCGAGUGUGCUUAUUUAUUCCCUUUUUUUUUUUCUUAUUAACAAUGAGGGUUCUGAAGAAAAAUGUAUCAUUACCCAGCAUGAAGGAAAACAAGAAUGCAAAUGCAGCCAUUGGGAAAUCGAUGAGCUGUUUUGGAAACGGGAGGCGGAUGAUCACAGACAUUAAAUACCAUCUCAGUAAUUCCAGGACCUUCACAAUUAGCUAAGAAUAUAUCAUCACUGUUUAUAUAUGCUGGUCAUAUCCCACUGGAACAAGGAAUAUCGUUGUAAUUGUGUAUACAUGGCCUGUCUGUGCUGUCGUACGAGUUCCUUGCUUACCACCAACGUGCUCAGCAUCAAAAGACUGCUUUAGGUGGUCGCGCUCUCAGCUAGCAGUCAAUCGGUAAAUAUUGUAAAUGGCAUGAAAGCAGGAAUUAACUUGAAAUCAGUUUUGUAGAAUCCACCCUUCACCAUUUCCUGUUGUACAUAACAUUUCACUGAGGGUGUAUCAAAUAUAAUUGAUGCACACCACUCAGUGAAAUUAAGUAGAGUAAUUUCUUUUCAUUUUAAAUGUAGAUAACCCCAAGAAAUUAAAGUAAGUUUUACAUUGCCAUACUCUGUUACAAAAAUUUAUGGGAAAGGAAUCUCAUGUACAACUCAAGUUGUCGUAAUCGAAUUGUUACUUAAUAUCA
Chenopodium quinoa (quinoa) is the source of this 2263-nucleotide messenger RNA. Its product is annotated as protein TPX2-like. The record is from RefSeq and is a predicted model, not a curated record. Gene Ontology annotation, molecular function: microtubule binding; protein kinase activator activity. The coding region runs from base 334 to 1758 and encodes 474 amino acids. Gene Ontology annotation, cellular component: nuclear microtubule; mitotic spindle. Gene Ontology annotation, biological process: mitotic spindle assembly; regulation of mitotic spindle organization; activation of protein kinase activity. Lineage: Eukaryota; Viridiplantae; Streptophyta; Magnoliopsida; Caryophyllales; Amaranthaceae. The transcript has 15 exons.